Molecule: messenger RNA, 4789 nt
Organism: Yamadazyma tenuis ATCC 10573
Lineage: Eukaryota; Fungi; Ascomycota; Pichiomycetes; Serinales; Debaryomycetaceae
Source: RefSeq, a predicted model, not a curated record
AGAUACUUCUAUGAGCGAAACAAGAAUACGACAUGGUAAAGAACAGAAUAAGAAUAUCCAGAGAGCAGUGUACGAGGAAUGGUUACGGAUGGUAGCUGAUAACAAGAUAAAUCAGAAGAAUUCCUGGAGUUUUGGCUUGAUAGACUAUCUUUAUGACUUGUCUAUGAAACCCAUUGAUAACUUUCAAAGGGCUUCAGUAAUCUUGGAUGGGUGUAUCAAAAUAUAUUCUUCAAGAGUGGAUUCUGCUGCAACAGAAACAGGAACUUUAUUAAGCGGUCUUUCCACGAAUUUUCUGUUCGAGCCAAUUGUUGAGGAAACGGCAGAACUUAUUACGGAAGAACGCCCAUUGAUCUCAAGAAAAAGGAAUGUACGGAGGGAAAGCACACUUGUCAAAUCCUUUCAGGAAAUCAAGGUAAAAGCCAUAGAAACACAAUUAAUGAUAGACCCAAUUUUCAAGAAGACCUUAUCUUACUUCGACGAAGGAGGUGCCAAGAGUUUAUUGUUGAAUAUUCUAACAACUGACUCUUCUGGAAGAGUUAUAUUCGAUAGUGCAUAUCCAGGAACAAAUGAACAAGUAAACGGGAAUAAUUCGUAUAUUUGUUUGAACAAAAUUAGCAUGAUGUUAAUAAAGGGAAGACCUUUAGAAUCACUAGGGAUUUGUCAUUCAAUCAAGGCCUUGAAGGAUUUGAUUCAUAGAGAAGAUCAAGAAGUAAUAUCAAUCCCUUCGCUGGAUUUGUUAUAUGAAUUCAGUGGCGAUGAAGAGGGCUACAGUGACAACGAAGUAUGCGAUGAUAACAUAAGUAUCGAGGUUGGCUUGGACGUGCAAGGUAUUCCUGACUACGAGCUUAUGGACUAUUUCAAUAACACUAUAAAAUUUGGUGCAACAGGUAAAGAAUCGUGGAAAGUACAAAAGUACAAACAAAACAAAGCACACAAUAGAGUCCAGGUAUCCUCCCCGAAACCGAAUCGGUCUGAUUUGAUUGACUUCAGAGCCUAUAGAUCAUUUGAAGAGGAGGCUGCUUUUGAGGAUGAAAUUUUCCAAACAUCUUCUGCUAAAAUAUCCAUUCCCGUGAUGCAUAGAAACAAAGGAAAUUUCAGUAAUAACCAUUGUUUGAUUGUGGAUGAAAAAAUUGACGCUAAGAACUUAAUCGAGCUCUUUACGAAGAAGACAAGAUUGUUACCCACUUUCAACAAAAUUUCCCCUGUUCAACUACAACAAAAACCUCACGAAAAUAACGAGGAAGCAUACACCGAUGCUUAUUUUGAUGAACCUUCAAGAUUAUUGAAUGAGAUCACCAGAGAAGACAUUGAAGACUUGCACAAAUCUUACAUUGAAGAAUUUAGCCAACCUUUGAGUUCACAAAUUUCAAGUAAUUUGAUUAGCAAACUAAAUUAUGAAAAGAUCUCCAAAAGAAUCGAUAUACGACAUAUUAAGGAUUUGAUUAUGGGCAAUCUAGACAAUGGGAAGUCUUUUCGUGAAUUGACCGAGAAUAUUCCUCGGAAUCUUAACGGAUCAACUAGUGUCUAUUUUAUAUGCCUUCUACACCUUUGUAACGAGUGCAAUUUGACCUUAGAAAAAGUAUCAAUGGAAGACUUGAAAAUCUACAAAAAUACAUAAUAUGAAUUGAAACCCCUCUGAAAAAUGUGGACGUUCAAUCGGCUUUAUCAGACAUAACCUGUUUAACUGGCUCAGUAUCGUUGAUAUACAACCGAUGUUCUUGAAUAUAUCUUAUAACCGAAUUCGGAAGUAAGUACUGGACUGACAUACCCCGUCGGAUGAACAACCGUAUUUUUGUAGAGGAAAUAUCAUUGUAAAUCAAUUGUUUGAUUACCAAGACAUUUCUUCUGUGUUCGUACAUGAUAUCGUGACUUAAUAAAAAGCUUCUAACAUCCGAGCCGGUUCUUUCAACAAUUAAGCAUCCGUAUUUGCCCAAAAUAUGAUGCAAGUCUUGGUCAGCCCAGACAUCAGGCUCACCCAUUGAUUCAAUUAGGUCUCCACCUGCUAAUAACAUAAUCUUAACACCUCUUUUUUCUCCAGUAGCGGUUACGAUACCACCUCUUUUCGUGUUAAUUUCAUCAUUAAAAUGGUCUAAAACCAAUGCUGUUCGAGUGUACUUGGGCUGUAAACUUUCCCAAGCAUCCACCAUUAACCAAGAACUAGUUCUUUCGCAUGCUAAUUCACAGAUUCGAACUCGAUGGUGAGCAGGAGCCAAUCCUUGUUUCUUAUAGUUUGAAGAAACAGGACUGUAAUAGCCUCCAAUAACUUCAAAUCUAGUUUGUUCGUUAAUAGCGUCUAAGGCCAUUUCAAACAUGCGCAAGUGCAAGUAAGUGAUAGGAGAAAACGAGCCGCAAGCCACAAUCACCAAAGGAUAUUUGGAUUCAUCACUCAAUUUGGUAGCGAACCGGUGGGUAGGGAAUUGAUAGUCUUCAAGGGUUUUUGCUUGACGUUGAAUGCCAUGAGGAACUUCUUCCAAAUCAGCGAUUUGAUUGGGCUGAACUGUUGCUGUUGGAGGAAGAAUUAAGUCCGGUUCAGGAAGUAUGUCUUGUGAACGUGAACUAUUAGCCUCCACAGUCUUUUCGGUAUCAGACAGAGAAUUGGAAUCAAUGAGUUCCGUAUGCUUGAUGGGAAUCUUUGAAUGAAGUCCCCCAGAAUGGUGAUGAAGAUGAGUCAGAGAGGAGGACGGGUGAGGGGCUGGAGCAUCCACUGGAUCUCCCAUAUCAGCAAGAACUAGAGGCUGGAUCGGAGCGUUUGAAGGUAUUUCCAGGGACGGAGCUGUUGGCUCAAUGUUGGGAUUCAAUGAAGGAGGCGUGAAGUUUGGGUCGUUUGUUGGAUCCAUUAGCUUUAGGUUGAGUUCAAAGUGCUGAUUAAGAAAUGCGACUCGCAGUGCCUCUAUGGUUUUUAAAAAAAUACCCUUGUAGCUUAGAAAGUGCACGCCUUUUUAAACUCCGAAAGGCUAUUGUCAACAGAGCCAGUCGAUCGGUAGGCUGCAAUCUAACAAAAACCAAAGAAAACGUCACAGACAGGAUUCGAACCUGCGCACGCAAUGCGCAACACCUAACCCACCAAAUAAACUUAGCAGGGUGUCGCCUUAACCACUCGGCCACUGUAACACUUCUACAAAGAAAUCUCAAAUUUUAAUUGAUAUUUUCAAAUAUAAAGAGCCCAACACAGACUUGUACUUUGUAGCACGAUAUUGACACAUUCCCAUUACACCACCGUAUAUCUAACUUCUACAUUCACAAUUCGGUACAGAUUUAGGCAAAUCUUUACUAUUAUAAUAAAUUAUACUUUCUGUUCAACAUGUUCAGGAACCUCUUUGGAUUCAACGGUGGAUGCCCCUUCCAGAUCAUCUGCUCGUUGUAUCAGAUUUGUAUCACUUUCAAUACCCAAAUCCCUGUGAUACCUUUCUGGCCCCAAGAUUAUAAUUAUAAUCAUGUAACCAAACACAGCGCCGCAGAAAAUAGCCAUGACUAAUCCAUAGUCAUACAGCCCUGUUUUAUCUCCAAUGGGAAACUGCGUACCGAUUUGUGCUUCAAUAGUUGAUGAUGCAGAAGAAGCCAAGUUUCCCAAUUGGUAUACUACACCUGAAAGAAAAGAACGAUGGUUAGUGUUCACUAAUUCCAAUAAAUGGAUUGGGACCACUCCCCAUGCACCCAUAACUGCAAAAUUAAGGAAAAAGUAUCCUCCAAUGAUUCCAGGAACAUGGUCCGAGAAAAAUGAUGGAUAUAGAAAAGCGCCCGCCAUUAUUUGACAGAUAAUAAUAGUAAGUCGUCUUCCUAGCAACUCAUUAAGCUGACCAAAGAAAAGACCACCGACAAUAGCCCCAAGAUUUGAAACGCAGAUAAUGGUAACUCUAGUCUUUGAGUCAAUAUUAAGCUGUUUCUGAAGAAGAGUAUUGAAUAGAUCCUGUGAACCGUGUGAAGUGAAGUUAAAGCCAGCCAUAAGUAGCACCAAAUAAAUGAACAAAACCCAUUCAGUUUUGAUAGUGGUAACAAUUGUCUUGUCCAAGUACUUAUAAAUCCCCACUUUAGCUCUUUCGUCGUGCUCUUUCAAGAUCUUCUUCUGUUCCUGCAACUUGAUGAAGGUUUGUGUUUCAGGCAAGAAAAACCUCCACGUUAUUAAAAUACAUGGAAGCCCAGCAGAGAACCAGAACAAAGAUCUCCAACCUUCACCUUCUUUAAAAGUAUGCUCGAAUGCAAGGAAGAAAGCCAUAGCAAAAAUGUAUCCCAAGUUAUAUCCUGGCAAGAAAAGUCCAGACAAAAUCCCUCUAGCUUUCGUCGGUUGGUCUUCUAGUGCAGUGGUUGCACAAAUAGGAUAGAAACCUCCCAUGGCUAUUCCAAAUAGGGCCCUGACCCCUAAGAAUUGACCGUAAGUCUUGACGAACCCAGUACCAAUUUCAAUCACAACAAAUAACAAGCAAACUAGAAUGUAAGUAUACUUUCUUCCGUAAUAAUCUGAUGCUAGUCCAAAGAUUGUGGCUCCUAGAGAUCUAAACAUCAACACGAGAGUGAUACCCCAAGUUACUUGGGUGAUGGACACAUUCAAAGUCAAAGCAAUGUUGGGGGCUGUUGCAGAUACGCAGAAGAAAUCCAUCGCAUCCACAGUCCAACCCAAGAACCCCAAGAAAUAAAAGUUCCACCCACGGGAGUCAACCUGUUUUAACCCUGGGAUGGGAUUCAUGGUUACCCAUACACUCAGACUUUGACUCUUAUAGGGAAUGUCGAACAAAGUUGAAAAUCGGGUACCAAAGUAAUGGGAAAUUGAAGAUAGCGAUAAUUCUGGCUUCUC